AUAUAAUGGCACAUGUCAGGUGCUGUUCGCUUACAUUGUAUUUUGGAAAUCAUAUGAGAUGUGACACUUUUCAGCUUUAUGUGUUUAUUAACUCCUCUACUCACAAUAACUUACCAUUUGUACACAAAUCAGAAACGAACUAAGAUGUUCUCUUCUGUCAUUGCGUUGGCGCUUGCAGCACUAAUUGUCCCGGCUUAUGGACAAACAGCCGGUGGGGCAUGUAUGGACCUGGUAUUUGCCUUGGACACGAGCUGUUCCACAAGCAGCGACCAACAGAGGAAGGCUAAAGAAAUAAUGAUUGACAUUGUCAGCAGUGCCGAGAUUACUAUAGGUAUCAAUGACACGCGUGUUGCAGCAUUAACAUUCAACAAAGGCACACAACAUCAAUUUUACCUAGACAAAUACGAUAACAAAAAUGAUAUCACCAACGCUAUUGACUCUAUCCCAACCGCACCGGUGGGCUGUCGGACACACACGUUCAAUGCUCUGAAGAAGAUUGCAGAGGACUACUUGAGCCUCUUGGAGAACGGACAGAGGGCUGAGAGACCAGAUAUCGUUGUCCUUUUUACUGAUGGUGUGACAUACCCCAUUAAGAAACAACAUAAAACAUUGGAGUAUGCUCAAGCGCUAAAGGACAUGGGAGUUCUCGUCUUCAUUGUUGAAAUGAAUAACGAACGAAAUAAUGAUGGGCGACCUGAGUAUAAUGCCAUUGCCAGUCAACCACUCGCUGAUUACUUAAUUAUGAUGAACGAAGAUGUUCCAAAACGAUUCUUCGCAAAAGUACCCAGGCCGGAGGAGUGCUUACCGGAGGCACCACCAACAUGUGAUGUGAAACAAGAUAUCGUCAUGGUAAUGGACAAGAGCAAUAGUAUAGCAGAAGAGAAUUUGGAUACAAUUAUUGAUUUCUUUGUAAAGGUUGCAUCUUCGUUCGAAAUUACUCCAGAUACUACCAGAAUCUCUGCUAUUUCAUAUAAUAAACAAGUCCAAACCCAUUUCCUACUUGAUGGCCACAUGAAUAAACUUCACACUUUAAACUGGUUAUCUGAUAAACUCCGCACUGAACUAGAGUUGGGACAAAAGACAAGAACAGACAAAGCCCUCCUCAGAGCAACUGAAAUUCUUCAAACGUACGGACGAAAAGAGCCAGGUGUUGCUAAAACGAUCUUCAUUGCCACCGAUGGCACCACCUUCCCCGUAGACAAACAACCAAUGACUUUUAAGGCUGCCGAGGCCGCACAUGCCGCUGGUAUAAGUGUUUUCUUAGUCAAACUUCCAAACCUCAACGGGAAAAAUUCAACAGAGGAGUUUGAGGCAAUUGCUAGCAAGCCUCUCAAAACGCAUCUUUUCGAUGAGGUUGAGUCGUUCGACAAACUUGAAGGAAUUGUGAGGACACUUACAGGAUCAGUUUGUGCGGUUGCACAAAGUUUCAACAGACCAGAAUAAACGGCAAUGGGCAAUGGCGCUACACAUUAUGAAAUAUCCACAAAGAGGGAUGCAUACAGUAGGGCCUGACUGCAGCGAUAACAAUCACAUGAUAAACAGUGGACUGUGGCUAGCAUAGCAUAUAUGUUAUUUGUUUACUUUCCAAGGCAUUAAUAUAAAUGAUCCUUCAUAAUUUGCACCUAAGAGCUUCUUGAGUAUAGAUUAUAGAGGACUUGUUCUUGUCAUUUCAAACAGAAUUAUGUCUUGUUUACAUGUAUGUUCGUAUGGUGCUUCUAAUGUCGUUUACCGUUUAUCUUACAAUGCUUUCUGGUCUUUGAUGUCAUUUUAUGGAGAAAAAAACUGAGCCUGCCGCUUGAAUGAUAUAAAAUGCUUCAAAAACAGAAACCUGAGUUUUCCCUUCGUCAUGUGUGUAUGUUUAAUGUUGCAUAAUUUACAUGGAAAUAAAUUUGAAGUCAAAUUCUGAAAAUCUGUUACGCUUCUGUAUGACUCUGAAUAUUGUUGUAUGAAAUAAAAAUGUGGGAA
Molecule: messenger RNA, 1965 nt
Organism: Owenia fusiformis
Lineage: Eukaryota; Metazoa; Annelida; Polychaeta; Sabellida; Oweniidae
Source: the annotation of a GenBank genome assembly